Molecule: messenger RNA, 2582 nt
Organism: Lobosporangium transversale
Lineage: Eukaryota; Fungi; Mortierellomycota; Mortierellomycetes; Mortierellales; Mortierellaceae
Product: inositol-pentakisphosphate 2-kinase-domain-containing protein
Exons: 10
Coding region: 1-2373 (790 amino acids)
Biological process (GO): inositol phosphate biosynthetic process
Cellular component (GO): membrane; nucleus
Molecular function (GO): ATP binding; inositol-1,3,4,5,6-pentakisphosphate 2-kinase activity
Source: RefSeq, a predicted model, not a curated record
AUGGCGGCGCUGCGCGAACUAUAUCAUGUGGAGCAUUGGCAAUACAGAGCCGAGGGCAACGCCAACCUUGUCUUGAAAUACAUUGGCCCGAAUCCUCGCUUUAAAACUACCAUGCUUCGCCUCCGAAAGACUGAUCGUCAACAGAAAAUCUGCGAAGCAUCAAAAAGUACUUCAAGUGAAACCCUAUCAACCGUUCUUGCAGAUAAAAAAGAGAAUUUGCUUCAAGAGUCCGUUUUUAUAUCUAAAGUCUUUAGCUUGCUUCUUGGACAGGAAUAUGUCGACCAAUUGGUUGUAGUCUCGCUUCCUGAUGAAUUUUUGACUGCUCUCUCGAAAGCAAUCGAGCCUUCACGACCUUUGGAGCGACUGCAUAAAGUCAUUGAUUUAUCGCAAGCUGCCGGGUUUCUGGCAUUGGACCACACUCGAUUUAUUGAUUUAGCUGAUAGUCAAGUUUCAGUUGCUGUAGAGAUCAAACCUAAGUGGGGAUUUCUUACGCAAUCGGCUUUUAUCCGUCAUGAGAACAUUAAACGACGCAAGUGCCGUCACUGUAUGCACCAGCACUUAAAAAUGAAAUCUGGACAUGGGACGAGUCUUAGUGAGUACUGUCCUAUCGACCUAUUUUCGGGUGUGGAGCCGUUGGUUCAAGAUUCUCUAGAUGCACUAAUUCGGACCCCCCAGAACAAUCUCCGCCUUUUUAUCAAUGGGACGCAGCAGCUGCCUAUCACUAAGGAAAUGAUGGUGAAAUGUUUAUUCAAGACAUCGAUUGAAGAGAAACCGCCGCAGGGAAACAGCUCUCUAAUCCAUAAGGAAGAAAGCUCUAAACCAAUCUCACUCGUAGAUGUACUUACACGGAUCCUUGUUCAGUCACCCAUACUCAAGAGGCUUGGUCGUCUUCAACAGGCGCUGGAUUCCUUAGAUAUAGAGACAAUUCAUCGCUUCUACACGCAGCUCGCUAGUCCCAUGGUAGGGACUAUUCCGGAACCUACGCUGGAAGAGUUUUUGAAUACAGCCGAGUCAUUCUUGUACCGAACCGAUAUGAAUGAGAUGAUGACUAAGGAUCUUGCAGACUUUUUGAGUAAUAAUGCCUCUAACCUUGGGUUUGGACCUGAGGAUGAUCUGGAUGACCCCAAUACGGUUCCUGAUAGUUUAAAAUUGCACUAUCUUCGGGAAUUCCUCUUGUCAGCGACUCUGAAGGAUUGUUCACUAUUGAUUGCUGUUUGCCGUGCGGAUGAAAUAAGGAAGGAAGCAGACAACGCCUCUAAGGAGUCAAAUUUUCCAAGCGACCGAUGUCCUGGCAUAGGUACACAAGACCCCUUAUUCAAAGAAAACCGUCAAAGGAUAAAGGUCAAGGACGAAGACUUUAUUUACAAAAUCACCUGUAUUGACCUUGAUCCCAAGAAGAUGACCUCAAUUCCUCUCUAUUUGAAAAAGGAUCGCGAGAUAGUAGAGCAUUAUCUUUCAGUUGUGGGAGACCGUGAGCCACACUGCGCAACCAUGUAUGUUAUUGUUCGGCCUGCGAGGUCGUAUGGUCCAAUUCAGAAUGCCAUUGCGGUUCUGAAUCUUCUUUCAUUGCUCGUGGGGAUGAUUCUUCUAUGUGUCGGCACAUUUGUCUACUUUGCACCAGGCGCAGUCUUCGUGACAUCGACGCUAUUGCCACAUCUGAUUUUGGUUUUAGGUGCAACCAUCUCGCUUGUCUCGUUCUUGGGUUAUUAUGGUACUAUGAACGAGAAGCGAUGGAUCCUCUGGAUCCAUGUUUUGAUCUUAUUGAUUGCCAUUGCCCUACAAAUCACGGUUGGGGCGUUCGCUUUCGCCUAUAGAAACCAAGGUAUUGAGGUUCUAGACAAAGCUUGGGACCAAGUUUAUAAGUCAGAUCCCCAUGUCAUUCAAGACCUUGAGUCGUUUUUUCAAUGUUGCGGAUUUGAGCAUGUGCUGGACAGACCAGUCCCCGUGACAUGCGCGCUGGAUCAUCACUUUUUUGCAGGAUGUCGCGAAAAUAUCCAAACAGCUUUCCAAGACAGUCUUCAAGCCAUUGGUGUCAUUGGGGCAAUCCUUGGUGGUAUUGAACUUGUCAGUCUAUUGGGCGCCACGGUCCUGUUCCACCGCUUUGACAAGCAGAGGAGCCAGCGCGAGAGUGAAGGAGAGGCUUCAUUGGUCAGGGCUCUGCUGGAAGCUCAGCAUAUUGACCGAGAGAUUGACGAAGCCCGCCGUCGACGCGAGCGACAGUUAGAAUACGAAGCCUUGGCGGAGCAAGUUCGAUCACAAGCAUUGGCACGGGCUCAAGAUGAGGGAUUGUAUGGCUCCCGUGGUAGAGGAGGAGGAUCUCGCGACCCACCUCCUUACGGAACCUUUGACAUGUCAAAGUCUACUAAACCUUAGGAUACUAUGCAAUCAUUUUAUGAGCACGUGACAGCAUCAUGUCAACUAUGUUGGCUUUUCGGCCAAGGUCUUUAGUUUAUAUUUUCAUAAAUGUAUGUUUCCGUGUAAAAUUGCAAUGAAAUGCAAGUAUUGUUUCAAAAAGAGCCUUGUAGUGAAAUAUACCGAAUAUUAGACCCAAAGAAUGCAGGUACACAUGUCAAAUAAGAGCG